UGUAUUUAUUUAUUUGUUAUAUCUAUUUAUUACUUUGACCUUUAUAUCAGAACCCCUCCCGUUUUUUCUCCUUCCUUUCAUUUCAUUUUCUUCUGUGUCUCUCAUUUGUGUCCUUUUGUUUCCAUUUUUUAUGCAUCUUUUUAAAAACUUUACCUUUUUCUCUUCAUAAAAUCUAUCGCUAUCUUCCUCUUCUUUCUUCUUCUGCAACUUUCAUGGCGGUUUUACCCACCAGCUUGGAGUUGACAAUAUCUGUUCCUCGCUUCUCUUCUUCAUCUUCUAUUCCUUCUUCUGGUGAUCAAGGGGCUUCUACAGUGAGAGAUUUGGACAUAAACCAAGUACCAUCAGGAGGAGCAGAAGAUGAAUGGAUCACAGCAAGCAUGGAAGAUGAAGAAGAAAGCUGCAAUGGAGCCCCUCCUCGCAAAAAACUUCGUCUUACAAAAGAACAGUCUCGUCUUCUUGAAGAAAGUUUCAGACAAAAUCAUACCCUAAACCCUAAGCAGAAAGAAACAUUGGCUUUGCAGCUGAAGCUUAGGCCAAGACAGGUUGAAGUUUGGUUUCAGAACCGUAGGGCCAGGAGCAAGUUGAAGCAGACAGAGAUGGAGUGUGCGUACCUGAAGAGAUGUUUUGGAUCAUUGACUGAACAGAACCGGAGGCUUCAGAGGGAGGUGGAGGAGCUUAGGGCCAUGAAAGUAGGGCCACCAACCGUGAUUUCGCCUCAUAGCUGUGAGCGUCUACCAGCAUCAACCCUUAUAAUGUGCCCUCGAUGCGAGUGUGUCACCAACACUGCCCAUGACAAGGGUCCCACCAAAAUGACAGCCGCCACCACCACUGCCGCCCCAUUGUCAUCUAAAGUUGGGACAUCAACCCUGCAAUCAAGGCCAUCUUCGGCGGCUUGUUAGUCAGGCUUAAUGACCCACUUUAAGAAGUUUAUAAAAAAAAAAAAAAUUAUUUAGGGAAUGUUCAUAUUAGUUUACACACAAAUUUGUAAGUGAUAGAUACUACAUAUUAGUAUCUAAUCUACAUAGGGAUUUUACUUGGUUUUGCUUUCUGUUUAUUUUAUUGAUCAAUAUUUUAUUA
Durio zibethinus is the source of this 1077-nucleotide messenger RNA. Its product is annotated as homeobox-leucine zipper protein HOX3-like. NCBI's taxonomy places the organism in Eukaryota, Viridiplantae, Streptophyta, Magnoliopsida, Malvales, Malvaceae. Gene Ontology annotation, molecular function: sequence-specific DNA binding; DNA-binding transcription factor activity, RNA polymerase II-specific. The record is from RefSeq and is a predicted model, not a curated record. Gene Ontology annotation, biological process: regulation of DNA-templated transcription.